This is a messenger RNA of Diaporthe batatas, 1812 nucleotides long. Its product is annotated as GPI-anchor transamidase subunit GPI16. The transcript is spliced from 3 exons. The coding region runs from base 1 to 1812 and encodes 603 amino acids. Gene Ontology annotation, cellular component: GPI-anchor transamidase complex. The record is from RefSeq and is a predicted model, not a curated record. Gene Ontology annotation, biological process: attachment of GPI anchor to protein. NCBI's taxonomy places the organism in Eukaryota, Fungi, Ascomycota, Sordariomycetes, Diaporthales, Diaporthaceae.
AUGCGGCACUUCACCUCCUUUCUUUGCAUACUCUUUUCUCUUGUGAUACCCAUCGCUGCGUCUGAUUACCAUGAACAGCUCGUCCUGAAGCCGCUGCCCCUGUCAGCCCUCCUCGCCAGCUUCAACUUCCGAUCCAAUACGACCCUCUCCCAGUUCGAGGCACACAACUUUCGAUUCUUCCCGCGCUCUCUCGCACAGAUAUUGGAGUACUCGGGCACAAAGGAGCUCCACCUGCGCUUCAGUCUAGGGAGAUGGGACGCCGAGAGCUGGGGUGUCCGGCCAUGGGGCGGCACGAGAGAAGGAGGGACAGGUGUUGAGCUGUGGGCAUGGCUGGAUGCAGACACAGAAGAAGAAGCCGACAACAAGUGGCUGACCCUCACGAAUGCCUUGUCUGGCUUGUUCUGCGCCUCGCUCAACUUCAUCGACUCGACGCGGACUAUACGGCCGAGCAUGUCGUUCCAGCUCGAAGGCGACCACUCUGACGCAGUGGUAUCGAACCUACACCUGCUACACGGAACACUCCCCCGGGAGGUGGUGUGCACAGAGAACCUGACGCCAUUCCUGAAGCUGCUUCCCUGCAAGGGAAAAGCUGGCAUUGCUAGCCUGCUCGACGGCCACAAGCUGUUCGAUUCCUCUUGGCAGAGCAUGGCUAUUGAUGUGCGACCAGUCUGUCCUGAGGGCGGCGAGUGUGUUCUGGAGAUCAACCAGUCCAUUGAUAUGGUUCUUGACAUUGAUCGGUCCAAGAGGCCCAGAGAUAACCCCAUUCCACGGCCAGUUCCUGGGCAUGAGCUCAAGUGCAAUACAUCCAAGGAAUACCACUCAGAUGACACUUGCUUCCCUGUCGAGUACAGCAUUGGCCAGGAUUGGUCCAUAUCCAAGGUAUUCGGCAAGCCCAUCCAGGGAACAUGCCCUCUGGCUGAUGUCGAGGUCGCCCCGGUGUGCUUGGUAGUUCCAGACAAUCGACCUGUCUGGGUCACCGAAGGGGUCAGCGAGUUCAGGAACGACGGUGAGCGGAAGCGCUGCUACAAUGCAAGCCCGGAGACAGCCAUCGAUCUCAUCCUACCGCCGAUUGAGAGACAGGGUGAGAAUGGCCAGGUCGUCGCCGAAGAAUACGUUCAACCGGACAUUCCCCGACUCUAUGCCGAGCGCAGUCUGACUGGGCACGGCCAAGAGCGUGGAGGCGUCCAAACCAUCCUCACGAACCCGAGCGACACCGAGGACGUGGAAUUCGUUUACAUGGAGUCCCUCCCGUGGUUCAUGCGGAUAUACCUGCACACUCUGAAGGCCCGGACCGUGGGCUUCCGCAGCGGAAGACAAGAGGAAGUAAUCCAGGACAUAGUCUACAGACCAGCCCUCGACCGGCAGCGAGGCACACAACUUGAAGUGAAGCUUCGCAUCCCGCCCAAGUCCACCGUCUUCCUAACCUAUGACUUCGAGAAGUCUAUUCUGCGGUAUACAGAAUACCCUCCUGAUGCGAACAGAGGAUUUGACGUGGCUGGCGCAGUCAUCACCAUCCUCAACAGUGACAAGUCGACGUCGAACCUGCGAACUACGGCGCUGCUGCUCAACCUCCCGACUCCGGAUUUUAGCAUGCCAUAUAAUGUCAUCAUCUUCACUUCGACGGCUAUAGCGCUAGCAUUCGGAGGCAUGUUCAAUCUCCUGGUCCGGAGAUUUGUUGCUGCGGACGAGGGCCCUGAAGUCACUCUCACGAGGCUGAAGAACAAGAUCAACGCGCGUCUGGGCGCUCGCCUGGCAGGCAUGUUUGCCAAAGGCGGAAAACCACAGGCGCCAGCCGUGGAAAGCAAGGGAUAG